GAGCAGGGACGAUUCGAUGAUAAAACGAAUGAGCCUCGCGGGAUCCGAAAGACGCGUGGAGUAGUUGUCAGUCGGCGAUCGUUUGUCGCCUUGAGCGCAAGGAGCUUGCGCGACUCGAUAUUCCAGGACGAUCAGCCGCACACUGCAGCUAAGGAGCUUUCGCGAGCUUUGUGCAGCCGCCAGAAGCAGGAAACGUCAUGCUCACGGAGAUUCGCUCUGCGAGGGGGAGGAACGGCGUGUGGACCGUCGAGGAGUAUCAGAAUCCUGCGGAUUACGAGAAGGCCAUCGCUACGACAGGCUACGGACUCUUCAACAUACUUAUGCUCCUGGCAGCUCUGCCCGUCGGCUGGACCUGCGUCCUCGACACCACGAUCACGGCCUUCUUCAUCCAGUCCACCGAGUGCGACUUCGAACUGACCCUGUUUCGCAGAGGCGUCGCCGUUGGCAUUGUGUACAUAGGGAUGAUCAUCGCUGGGCCGCUCUGGGAUUUCAUCUUCCAAGACUGCGCGAUUAGCUCGUUCUCGGGAAAGCGUAACGUGAUUAUCUUUGGACUAGUGCUUGACUCGAUAUGCAACAUCCUUUGGGCUCACGCCACCUCUUACUACUCCUUCGUAAUGUACAAGUUUCUCAAUGGAAUACUGAUCGCUGGUCCAUUGUCACUGCUCAUGCCCUAUCUCUCGGAGUUCCACGCGCCCACUUAUCAGCAGACGUUCACCAACUGGGCCAGUCUACUCUUUGUUAUUUCGAACAUUUUUCCACCAGCGCUAGCAUCGGUAUUUAUACUGCGCACCCACUGGUUGAAUUUUACGAUUUUCAACUACUUCUACGAGACCUGGCGAGUCUACGUGCUGAUUUGCACGAUACCUUCGAUAAUGGGAGCGAUUAUGGUGUGUCUGAUGCCGAAGAGCCCGAAAUAUCUCUUGACUCAGGGCGAGAGCAAGGAAGCUCUUCGGGUAUUGAAGACCAUGUACAGCAUGAACUUCUUCGAGUCCGCAAGCUCGUUCAAGAUUAAGACACUCGUAGCUCGACAAAAAAUGAGGAACAGUUUAAAAAAUAUUUGCAGGGAGAGCUUGCAAGAUAGUAUCUCGAAGCUGAAAAUGCUGUUCUCGCAAGCCUACUCGAGGGUAUUUCUAAUUCUCCUGGCCCUGCAAUUCACCAGUAUGCUAGGCUUCAACACGAUGAGACUGUGGGUGCCUCAACUGUUCAUAACGUUGAACAAUUUCCGAGUUCUCGUCCGGUCGUUUAACCCCGACAAAACCAUAACGAUGUGCGAAAUGCUUUUUCCGCGGAUUCAGGCUGAUGUCGACUAUUCGUCCUGCAAUUACACCUUGAUGCCCGACGUUGAGUCUGCAGUGUACGUCAAUUCGACGAUAAUUGCGUCGUCAGCUGUCAUUUUCGGAUUCCUCUUUACGGUCAUGACAACCACGCUGAUGAAGAAAAUUAUCAUUAUUGUUAUGUCGUUCAUGAUCUCGACCAUCGGUAGUUUCGGAGCCAACUGGGCUGUGGAGAUACCUUACAUACUCGCCUUGUGUUCGUCCAUCAUCGUGACAUCGAGGAUAGCUGGAAACAUAAUCAUAGCUUACAAUGCCGAAGUCACGCCUCAGAAUCUUAGGCCAACUGCCACCAAGAGUAUUAAUUUCAUGGGCAACGUCGGUGCAGCGGUAGGAAAUAUCGUCUUUUCCACAGUUUUGGGACUCAAUUGUCUGACCGCCUUCAUGGGCAUCGGCUGCUUGACACUACUUUGCUACGUGCUAUCUUUCUAUCUGCUGAAGAAGCCAAUUGAGGAGAUUAAGCCUGACGUCGAGAAGUACACGGCAAACGGUGAAUUUUCAUGAUAGUCGCGACAGCUGUAGCGCCGCGACUAUAAACGAUCAUGAAGAACUCUCGUCAUGUGACCAGCUUCACAUAAUCCCGAGCGAUCAUGUAAAAAACGUGAUACAAUGAUAUUCAAAGCGUGAUCUGUUAUAUGCUUGUACAAGGCGAGUCACUUACACAAAUCGAUAUUAUUUUUAUAUACGAUCUUAAUAAACGCAUUGUAUAUUUCA
Messenger RNA from Nasonia vitripennis (jewel wasp), 2045 nucleotides. RefSeq names its product synaptic vesicle glycoprotein 2A. Gene Ontology annotation, cellular component: membrane. Gene Ontology annotation, biological process: transmembrane transport. Bases 198 to 1835 code for a protein of 545 amino acids. The transcript has 12 exons. The record is from RefSeq and is a predicted model, not a curated record. Lineage: Eukaryota; Metazoa; Arthropoda; Insecta; Hymenoptera; Pteromalidae. Gene Ontology annotation, molecular function: transmembrane transporter activity.